CACACACUAGACACCAAAUAUGCUGUUAACUUGCCAUCUUUACUAGACCCUCCAGAAACCUAGACUCAGAUCUGAAGUGCUAGCGUGGCACCAGGGCUGCAAGUGUGCCCAAGGGACAGCUGCACUCCAGCAUCUGCCACGAGGAGCUGUGCCAGCAGGUGGAGGGAGGCCGUCCUUCCACUCUGCUGCACAGCAGCACCGGGUCCUCACUCUGUGCUGCCUGCUUGGGCUGCCACCCUCUUGCUUGACGGCCCGCGCCCACACCCUCUGUGAGGCAGUGGCCGUGAUGUCACAGUGGGUGUCAUAGAGCAGCCAUUGUGACGUGUGAAGCUUGGAGCAGAGCAAAGGCUGCCGGGCUCAGGCCAAGCAUCAGUGCGGUCUGGUGAGGCGCAGAGAGAGCAGGGACUCUCGCAGUGCUCGCUAUCAACGCACAAUGACGUCCAAUGGGAAUAGGAAGGCCUCCUGCGCGGAGGAGCCAGUGUGUGUGCUGUGUGGCCAGGCAGAUGUCGACCCGGAUAUCUGCGGGCACAUGCUUUUUGAGACUGGGAUUCGUGUCCACGAGUUCUGCUUGAUGUUUGCCAACAUUCCAUCCGAAGCAAGACAGGAAUGGCCAAGAACUCAGGGCCUCCCCGUUGCUGCCAUCACACGCAAGGUCAAGCAGGCAAACACGCAGCAAUGCUGUGUUUGCGGCGAGAAGGGGGCUGCCAUCACAUGCGCAGAGAGCGGCUGUGCACGCAGCUUUCAUCUGCCCUGUGCCGUGGUUGGGGAAUGCAUCAGCCAGUACUUCGGAGAGCACAGGUCCUUCUGUUCGGAGCACCGCCCUCGACAGGUGACUCAGGAAGUUCCAGCAGAAGGCAACGACUGCCUCAUCUGCCUUGAGCCUGUGGGGGACAGCUUGUCCUACCACACCAUGGUGUGUCCAGCGUGCCAACACGUCUGGUUCCACCGGGCCUGCAUCCAGCAACAGGCAUUGAGUGCUGGCACGGCGUACUUUGAGUGCCCCGGCUGUCGAGACUGUGGUCGAUUCUAUGACGAGAUGUCCACCGCGGGGAUCCGAAUCCCACUCAAAGAACCAGAAUGGGACAGCGAUGAGGCAUACGAACCGCUCCUAGAGAGGCACAGCCGCUGCGAUGCCAGCGAAUGCCUUUACCAGGGAGGCAGAGAGCAGGCAGAGACAAGGGGGCCCUGGGAGCUGAUCCUGUGCAGCUCCUGCGCUGCUGAGGGCACCCAUCGACAGUGCUCCCACCUGUAUAACACAAGAGACGCGUGGGAGUGGGAGUGUGACAGCUGUGCUGGCCUGGGUACCGCCUCCAGCACCAACACUGAGCUCGCUGGUCCCAGCACUGCCAGCCAGAGGGUUCUGGGAUCAUCCAGCAGCUCCAUGAAGCUGGAGACCUUCAGCUCCAUGCCCGCCAGCCAGGCAGCAUUGGAGACAUUGCAGAGUUCCCAGCUGCCUGAGCACAGCGACCUGCCCAGUGUGCCUGAGACUGAGCAGGGGACAAAUGGCCCACGUUUAAGUGAGGAUCGGGCUACCUCUGAGCAGCUGCAAGGACGCUGUGGGAGCAGACAAACAGCAGCCCCCAGUGCCGAGAGCGACUCCCACACAUCCACCAGACGGAGGGCACCAGGGUCCUCCAGGGCAUCUCCAGCAGCUGCUCGCAGAAGACGGCGCAGGCAGCAAGGAGGAAGCCGCACACGAAGCCGCUCCCCACUGCAAGCUCGGGCCCCGAGUUCCCAGAGCCGGCCAAGAGGACGCCGUGGCAGCCAGCAAAUGCCAGCCCCAGGGGAGCAGAACAGCACCCGCAGAUCAAGAUCUGCCACUUCGAGGUCCCCGAGGGCUUCCAGAGUGCCCGGACGCAGGAGACCAUCCAGGCAGCGAGGAGGAAUUCGCACACGAAGCCGCUCCCCACUGCAAGCUCGGGCCCCGAGUUCCCAGAGCCGGCCAAGAGGACGCCGUGGCAGCCGGCAAAUGCCAGCCCCAGGAGAGCAGAGCAGCACCCGCAGAUCAAGAUCUGCCACUUCAAGGUCCCCGAGGGCUUCCAGAGCGCCCGGACGCAGGAGACCGUCCAGGCAGCGAGGGCGCACCCGCACCCAAAGCCCUCCUUCUGAGAGACGUUGGGCUCACAAUUCCCGCAGGUCACCCCAAAGAGGCCGGGCCAGACAGGGGAGGCCAUUCCGGGAAUGAAGCUGCUCCCAGAAACAACUUCAGAGCCAAAGUCCCCGCAGACAGCCCACGAGUCUCCAUAGGAGCAGCUGUGUACUACUCAUAGAAUGGCCUGGGUUGAAAUGGACCACAAUGAUCAUCUAGUUUCAACCCCCCUGCUAUGUGCAGGGU
Messenger RNA from Meleagris gallopavo (turkey), 2335 nucleotides. RefSeq lists its product as uncharacterized. NCBI's taxonomy places the organism in Eukaryota, Metazoa, Chordata, Aves, Galliformes, Phasianidae. The record is from RefSeq and is a predicted model, not a curated record. Gene Ontology annotation, cellular component: nucleus.